AUGAAUGAUAGUUUGAUUGGAGUUAAAACUAUCACUCCAACAUGGAAUGAAAAACGUCAUAAAUUUUUAUUAAUUUUAAUAGUUUUUGGGAUUAUUUCGAAUAUUAUUCUUAUAGUUAUCGUAUUUCUAACAAAACGUUUAAUUAAAACCAGUUUCAGACGUUCACCACAAAAAUACUGUGAAGCAACAAGAAAAAAUGAUAGAUCUCUGCCAACAAAACAUAUACUCCAAAAUAUUAUCUUAUCGAAAUGUUGUACAAUUUCAAACGAUGAAAAAGAGUUUAUCAUUCAGUCCAAGUCAACCCAUUCCUGUUGCGAGUUUGAAAUGAAUUGGGGUUGUUGUUAUUACAAGACUGAAUGUCACAGUCAUUGUUUAUCAACAUCAUCUGAACUCACUCCUGUACCAACUACUAUAGAGUUGGAUAUUUUAUCAAGCCGUCGAAAUAGCAGUUAUGCUGACGAUUCUGUGACAGAAAUCCCAGAGAAAUCUGAAAAUCUAUGUACUUACUCAAAAAGAAAUCUAGAUAAGUCUACUUUAAGCCAACCAUGCGAAAUAAAAUAUGAAAAUAAAUCUUUAUUUUUAAAUACCAGUGGACAGUCAUCAAACUAUGAACAAUAUUCCGAUUUUAAUAUCAGUGAAUCAAAUUUAAAAAAUAUCAAAUCAAAUCAAGAAUUAACAAUACCUAGUUCACCAAUAUAUUACCACCAGCGUAGAUAUUUAUCCCCAUUUCCUAAUGAACAAACUUAUCCAAAUAUUGAACAGACUACAUGGUAUAUUCUAUGUUUCUUGAUAAAAAUUCUAGCAUUUGCUCAAAUUGGUUAUCUAUUAUUUGAAGAUUUCUUACCAUGGAUUAUAAAUUUGUUAAUAUUUCAUUAUGGUUUUAGUAUUAAAUUAAAAUUAAAUAUUAAUUGUCGUUUAAAACGUAUGUUUGGUACAUUUUUUUUAUUAUUUGAAGAAUGGUGUCUAUUUAUAUUCGGUAUUGAACGUGUUUGUAAUAUUCUAUUUAAUAAUUAUAAAAUAAAUAGAAAUACUCAAUUAACAUUAAAUGAACGUAAUCAAUGUAAAUUACAUUUAAUAAGUAUAAAAAUUAGUACAGGUUUAUUUAUUGCAAUAAUAUUUGCUGGAUUAUGUAAUUAUUUAUGGAUAUUUGGACAAUUUCAUUGGAUUAAUUCAAUGAAUUACAUAAAUCAUACAUUUUCUAAUUAUACAUUAAUUGAAACGGUUACUUGUAAUUUAGUAAUUGUCAUUGCACUUAGUUACACAGUGUUAACAGCUAAGAAUAACAAUGAAACAGCCUUAACAAAAUGUUAAGAAGACUAUUAGAAAUGUUUGUUAUAUCAGUAAUUGGUAAUAAACAAAAAUUUAUUUAUAAUCACGUAAUUAUAAAUUACAAAAAAAAUUAUUUUUUGGUAAAUGUUAUCUUAUGAUGCUUUCAUUUUACCCUAAGAAACGAAAUUGUAAUCUGUAACUGUCAAUAGAACGAACAUGUCUUCAAAAAACAAAAACGAAAUAGAAGGGUAAUGAUAAGAAAUAAAUCAAAAUUUGUUAAACUAUAAAGAGUAUGAAUUAUUACCCGUCAAAUAAAGUAGUUUCCUGUAUGACAAAAAAUCAAACCAAUUCAUGUUUAAAGGAGUAUUUACAAAUUAAUUAAUAUGAAUAUUAAAUAUCUUUUCAAAGAGAUGAAUCAAUAAAAGGGUACUUUUAUAGAUACUCUAUGGAUAGUUUAUGGAUCCACCUUCGAGUAUGACAUUUUUAUAGUCACAGUUACAAAUGAGCUUGAUUAUCUUACAAAUUACAGUAUUUUCUUUAAAAUAGAGUUUUAAUUUAUUCAUCACUGACUGUAAUCAAGAUAUUUUCCAUUUCUAAGAGUAUGAAUUAUUUAAGAACAAAUCAAGGAGAAAUAGAGAUAGCCUUUUGAUAUAAUUUUUAAUUGCUUUUAAUAAGCAUUUAAUGUAUAGACUUUGCUAUCUAACAAUGAACAAAAUUACUCAACGAUAACUGUUUCCGAACUCUAUUUACUUGUAACACUUAUUUCGAAUAUGACUUAACCCAAGAGGGGAAAGAAGGGUAGAUUGAUACAUUUCAAUACAAUUACUCUCAUACUGAUUUUAUCUCCAAUGAUUAUUACUUCAAUUCUAGACUGCAUUUUUCUAUAUCUAUUUGUAACGAAUAUCUAUUUAAUUUAAGUUACAAUUUCAUAGGAAUGAAAUACUGCAACUCACAAUCAUAUAAGUAUUAUAUACAUAUAUGUAUAUCACUGAAAAACUUUAAUAAAUUAUGUUGCGACUCAAAUAUUUUUUUCUAUAUCGAAGAAUGGAC
Schistosoma rodhaini is the source of this 2319-nucleotide messenger RNA. The record is from the annotation of a GenBank genome assembly. NCBI's taxonomy places the organism in Eukaryota, Metazoa, Platyhelminthes, Trematoda, Strigeidida, Schistosomatidae.